AUGAAGGACUACUCAGAUGUCAUCCUGCGUGUGGAGGCGACAGAGCUGAGCAAGACUGAGUUCUGCAAUCCUGCUUUUGAGCCUGAAUCAGGGUCGCCCUGCCCUCCACCAGCCUUCCGGGAAGAUGCCAGCUGCAGCCUCCGAGCCCCCUGGCAUGGUCGGCGUCCCCGAGGACCACAGCCAGACUGCCACUUCUCCUGGCUCUGUGUCCUCCUGCUCACCGGCCUGCUGCUGCUGCUGCUUGGGCUCCUGGUGGCCAUCAUCCUGGCCCAGUUGCAGGCGACACCCCCAUCCACAGCCUCCUAUAGCCCACUGCCUUCAAGAGGUCUCGGGACCAGCACCAGGACCACCCUCACCACCAUCACCACCUCUCAGGCAACUGGGACCCCUCAAGGGCAGCAGGAGGCAGGCAUGAGCCCCACACCCCAGUCCACCUGCGGGGGGCUCCUUUUUGGCCCAAAGGGCUUCUUCAGCAGCCCCAACUACCCAGACCCUUACCCACCCAAUGCCCACUGCACAUGGCAUAUCCAAGUGGCCCCAGACCACGCAGUACAGCUCAAGAUUGACACUCUUAGCAUGGAGAGUGUGGCUUCCUGUCUUUUCGAUCGCUUGGAGAUCUCCCCUGAACCUGAAGGCCCCCUUCUCAGGGUUUGUGGGAGGGUGCCUCCCCCAACACUCAACAUCAAUGCCAGCCGCCUCCGGGUGGCCUUCGCCUCUGACAGCAGUGUGGAAGGACUCGGUUUCCAUGCCUGGUACCAGGCUGUGGCCCCUGGGCAUGGGAGCUGUGCCCAUGAUGAGUUCCCCUGUGACCAGCUCCUCUGCCUGCUCCCCAACUCAGUGUGUGAUGGCUUUGCUAACUGUGCUGAUGGCAGUGAUGAGGCCAACUGCAGUGCUGAGUUCCCAGGGUGUGGGGGGAAUUUGACUGGGCUCCAGGGCGCUUUCUCUACUCCCGACCAUCUGCAGCUGUCCCCUCAUCAACAGCUUUGCACAUGGCAUAUCUCUGUGCCUUCUGGACACCACAUAGAACUGCAGUUCCACAACUUCAGCCUGGAAGCUCGGGAUGAAUGCAAGCUUGACUAUGUGGAGGUGUAUGAGACCAGCAACUCAGGGGCCCUCAGCCUCCUGGGCAGGUUCUGUGGAGCAGAGUCACCGCCCCGCCUCAUCUCCUCGCACCAUGAACUGGCUGUGCUCUUUAGGACAGAUCACGGCAUCAGCAGCAGGGGCUUCUCAGCCACCUACCAGGCCCUCAAUGCCACAGAAAACCCCUGUGGACCCAGAGAGUUCCCCUGCCAGGAUGGAGGGUGUAAGGAUCUGCAGUGGAUGUGUGACAUGUGGAAAGACUGCACAGAGGGCAGCAAUGACAACAACUGCAGCAGCCCCCUGUUCCCACCCCCAGAACUGGCCUGUGAGCCUGUCCAGGUGGAGAUGUGCAUCGGUCUGAGCUAUAACACUACGGCCUUCCCUAACAUCUGGGUGGGCAUGGCCACCCAGGAGGAGGUGGUAGAGGUUCUCAAAGGCUACAAGAGCCUGACAAGCCUGCCCUGCUACCAGAACUUCCGAAGGCUCCUCUGCGGGCUGCUUGUGCCCCACUGCACCCCAAUGGGCAGUGUCCUUCCCCCCUGCCGCUCUGUCUGCCAGGAGGCAGAGCGCCAGUGCCAGUCUGGCCUGGCACUACUGGGCACCCCUUGGCCCUUCAACUGCAACAGGCUGCCUGAGGCAGCUGGCCUGGAGGCGUGUGCCCAGCCCUGA
Messenger RNA from Trichechus manatus latirostris (Florida manatee), 1749 nucleotides. RefSeq names its product membrane frizzled-related protein (gene MFRP). The coding region runs from base 1 to 1749 and encodes 582 amino acids. Lineage: Eukaryota; Metazoa; Chordata; Mammalia; Sirenia; Trichechidae. The record is from RefSeq and is a predicted model, not a curated record. The transcript has 13 exons. Gene Ontology annotation, molecular function: protein binding.